CCGGCAACACUUAAACACGUCUGCAAAACGACCGAAAACGUGGCGUAUAACUCACUCAUAAAGCGGAAUGUUUAAACGCACUCUAAAUCAGUUAAUCAAUAGAAUACCACCUUCGAAUUUUCCUGCUCUUGCCAAUUGCCAGCUACGACGUUUCAUUAGUGCCUCCGUGGAAAAUGACAAAUUCGUGGUGGUGUUGCAAUCAAAUAGCCAAACAGAAUCGUCGUCCUCAUCCUCGUUGGCUCCGUUAAAGUUCCCCAGUGUUUGGCUGCGUGAUAAUUGUUGUUGUGCCCAAUGUUUUCAUCCCACAUCGAAGUCACGUAAACAUGACUGGGAUAAAUUCGAUGUUAAUGUUCGAGUUAAGCAGCUACAAACAAAUGAGCAAACCAAACAAUUGAUUAUCGAUUGGAGUGAUAAUCACCGUUCAGUGUACGAUCUCGAAUGGUUGCAGGAACGUGCUUUCAUCGAUGCUCGUCGCCAGGAGUAUUUACAUGAUUUCUAUCGUCCCAAACCCAAGCAUUGGAGUGGUGCUGAUUUUGAUAAAGUCACUGAGAUUUUUGAUUUUCAUGAUGUCAUUAAUACGGAUGAAGCCCUCAAGAAAUGGCUUGAAGCCUUAGCCAUUUAUGGAGUGGCCAUUAUAAGAAACUCCCCCAUAGAGAAGACGGUCGUGCGCCAGUUGGCAGAAAGAGUGGGUUUUAUACGUCGUACUACAUAUGGUGAGGAGUUCAUUGUGCAAUCGAAACCAGGUGCCAAAAAUGUAGCCUACCUCUCCGACCCUCUGCCACUGCACACGGAUUUGCCCUACUACGAAUACAAGCCAAGUUGCAAUAUUCUACACUGUAUGGUGCAAUCCAAAUCCGUGGGUGGCAGUAAUCUCCUGGUGGAUGCAUUCCACAUUGCGGAUUGCAUGAGAGCUGACUACCCAGAGGAUUACAAAAUUUUAACGCAGACAUUGGUGGACUGGAAUGACAUUGGCAGUGAGGAUGACAAACAUUUUCAUAACAUUUGGCGUGCCCCAGUGAUAUGUUUAGACAAUGACGGAAAUUAUACGCGCAUAAAUCACAGUAUACCUCAACGUGACAGCCAUUUUUCGGUGCCGCUGGAUGCCGUAAUACCAUGGUAUGAGGCCUAUGCGAAAUUUGUACGGCUGGCUCGGGAGGAUGCCCACUCGUUUAAGACGAAGCCUGGUGAUGUGUUGACUUUCAAUAAUAUUCGUCUGUUGCACGGCCGCACCGGCUACGAUGACACCGAGGAGAAUGUACGAUACAUUGUGGGUGCCUACUUGGACUGGGACAUAAUUUAUUCCAAGUUGAGGGUAUUGAAAACGCAAGCGGGAGGAUUUUGAGAAGGAAAUUGGAGAAAAGCAGUCAAGCAAGUCACAAUACAAACAAAGAAAAAUAUUGGAAAAUCUGGUGUUUGCUUAACGUUCCUUACUUUAAGAAGAAAACUUGUUUAAAAUGUUAAAGAGUUGGAAAUUUAAAGAUGUUUUAUUUCAGUUUACAUUUACAGAAUAC
This is a messenger RNA of Stomoxys calcitrans (stable fly), 1511 nucleotides long. Its product is annotated as gamma-butyrobetaine dioxygenase. Gene Ontology annotation, biological process: carnitine biosynthetic process. The transcript is spliced from 5 exons. Gene Ontology annotation, cellular component: mitochondrion. The record is from RefSeq and is a predicted model, not a curated record. Lineage: Eukaryota; Metazoa; Arthropoda; Insecta; Diptera; Muscidae. Gene Ontology annotation, molecular function: oxidoreductase activity. The coding region runs from base 68 to 1342 and encodes 424 amino acids.